Lactuca virosa is the source of this 720-nucleotide messenger RNA. The record is from the annotation of a GenBank genome assembly. Lineage: Eukaryota; Viridiplantae; Streptophyta; Magnoliopsida; Asterales; Asteraceae.
AUGGAACAAUGGGGUAAACUUCCAUCUCAAGCCGAGAAGAAUCCUAAUAUGAAUGCAAUAAAUUUGAGAAGGGGGAAAUCUCUUGGAGAAAGAAACCUCAAAAGAGCCUCAAGAGAAGAAGAAAAUGAGGUUAUUGUUGUUGAACCUACAAAGGUGGUAAUUCCUCCAAAGGAACCCAUCUGGGAUGAAGAUAUCUGCUCUCCACCGUGUGCCGUCGCCCCCCAUGUGAAACCUUCGACCGGUGACCUUCGCACCCUACAGUUACAGGUUCUUCCUUCCACCGACCUUCGCACCCUACAGUUACAGCUCUUGGAUCCAACCAACCUUACAAAUCUUUUCCCUAUCACCAAGUUCCUUGGAUUGUUAGCUACUGGAACUACAGCUGAUGCAAAGACAUUGGUUCCACAGGCAAGAAAUGAAGCAGCUGAGUUUCGUUGUAAAUAUGGCUAUGAGAUGGUUGUUUAUGUAUUAGCAAGAUGGAUUGCUGACAAAUCACAAGUUUAUACUCAACAUGCUUACAUGAGACCACUUGGAGUAGUGGCUAUGGUGUUGGAUAUUGAUGAUGAGAAUGGGUCUAAACUCUUCAAAUGUGAUCCAACAGACUGCAAUUUCUGCUUUGCAAUGAUGCAAUCUGUUCUACAAGAAGACUUCAAGGCCAAUGAGAUUGAGGUUGGAAUUGUGAGAAAAGAGAAAGCAAACGAUAGUCUCGAGAUUUUGUGA